AUGCCCUCCGUACUUCUCGGUUAUCCAGAAGAAGGCACUCCUGAUGAUAAUGCUACUGCCGGCGACAGUUUUGUCGGAGGCGGGUUAUUGUCGUUCAGUAGGCCAGAGAAGUUCCCGCCGACAGUUCACUGCCCAACAUGUCAAAACCCGAUGUCAUUCAUUUUGCAACUAUAUUGUCCUGUGAAUGACUUAAAACAACAUCGUUUUCUCUACUUCUUCUGCUGCCUCUUGAGCGACUGUCAGAAGUCGGGUUUGUGCUGGCGAGUUUUUCGUCAUCAACAAACUGGCUCUCUUCUCCAGACUUCAGACAACCAGACAUCGACCUCCGACUGGGGCCUUGGAGGGGACGGUGACUCCUCGGAUGGCGAGUUAUGGUGUGAAGAAAAUGCCAUGGAUCCAAAAGAGAGCUCAGCCCAGGCCGAACAGUCUGCUGCCUGUGAACCAUCUUACGCCAACGAUAAUUUCAGGAGUCCGUUUAUACGCCAAUUUAUUAAUGUUUACGAGGAGGAGUCAGCGGCGCAGGAGGAAAUAGAUGUUGGCUAUAGUUUCGAAGAAUGGAUUCUCAACUAUCAGGCCGAAAACGAAUUCAUUGAAGAGGAUGACAAUGCGAUCAGUGAUGGUGAUAGGCUGUCUACUGCCUUCGAGAUCCAUCUUGCUACCCGCGGUGACUACGGCUGCGAAGCUGUCCGUUACUCUUGGUGUGGGCAGCCAGUCUUUGCAAGAUCCCCCAGGCCGGACUGGAAGCCCUUCUUUACCUGCCCUCACUGCCUCGGCGAACGCGUUUUUGAGGUCCAAAUAUUCUCCACCCUAAACAGUUAUCUUUUAACCCGAAUGGACCUGAAAGCUCCACCAAAAUGCGAGUGGCCGCUAGAUAUGUUGUCCGUCCUUGUGUUUACCUGUAAAUCCGCCUGUUGGCGUGAUUCUGAUGACUUCAGUCCUUUGAUUGAAGAAGCGGUGUUGACGCAGACAGAAGAUGGAAAAAGUGUUUUUCACGAUCCAAAUAAAAGCUCCUUCUAA
Dibothriocephalus latus is the source of this 1017-nucleotide messenger RNA. NCBI's taxonomy places the organism in Eukaryota, Metazoa, Platyhelminthes, Cestoda, Diphyllobothriidea, Diphyllobothriidae. The record is from the annotation of a GenBank genome assembly.